AUGCGUCAGCUGCUGCGAGGACAAUGGCUGCUGUCUUCGUCUUUGGUUCCUAGACGAUGCGGUACCAGUCCAUUUCGAGUGUCCGCACGAUAUAACUCCGCAAUAUUUACCGACCGGUUUGCCCAGCUAGCGAGCCGUCACUCUUCCCAGCACCAGAUUUACCAGUCGUUGUCCUCCGACCCUUAUGUGAACCUAUCUAUUGAGCAUUUCUUGCUGGAACAUGCGCCGCCUGAUAGUAGCAUCCUUUUUCUGUACGUCAAUCGACCUUGUGUCGUUAUCGGGCGCAAUCAGAACCCAUGGCUCGAGACCAACCUCGAGGCGCUCCAUAACGACCGUGUGAGCGUUGGGGAGGGAAACAGCGACGACAGUCAAGAGGUCGUUCUUGUUCGACGGAGAUCUGGUGGAGGCGCGGUCUAUCAUGAUCAAGGCAACCUGAACUACAGUGUGAUUUCCCCGCGGACUACAUUUACACGCAACAAACAUGCGGAGAUGGUUGUUCGGGCUCUGCACAGGAUUGGAGCGACCAAUACUAGUGUUAACGACCGUCACGAUAUCGUUAUGUCUGUUGGACCCAACGAGCAUGGGGGGUCUGUUGAAUUUCUGGACACACAACCGCGGAAAAUCUCUGGUUCGGCAUUUAAAUUGACCAGGCACCGGGCUCUACAUCAUGGGACUUGCCUGCUGGAUUCCCCCAAUAUCAACAACCUGGGAUCAUUUCUCCGAUCGCCGGCGCGAGACUAUAUCAAGGCGAAGGGCGUCGAGAGUGUGCGAUCGCCGGUAACAAAUGUCUCGACGGCUCUUGAAAAUGCCUUUGCGCCUUUCUCGAUACAGGGAGUGAUGGAUGGCAUCAUGGAGGAAUUUGGUCGAAUCUACCAGGUUGAUGCCGAUGCCGUUCGCCGCGCGCAACGUGCUCAUGCUAACGAGCCUGAGCUGUACGCCGGAGACGACUGGGUGGCUGGCGUGGUGGGUGAGCCACAGGGCUAUGGAGAGGCUGAGAUCAAGAAAGGCAUUGACGAACUGCGGUCGCUGGAGUGGAAGUACACUCAGACACCGCGGUUCACCUUUUCUACGUACCCCAUCGAGGAGGAUCCGCGUGAACGCCCUGCGCUGCCUUCGUCUCUGCCUCCAUCUACUCGGGUGUUUUUACGCCUCAAACACGGUGCUAUCGUUGAGAGUGAGAUUUCAGUUUCGUCUGACCCAACUGUUGCAUCGGAGGAGGUCCAUCGAGUGCAUGAAGCACUGAGUGGUCGGAAUCUCCAUGAGCUCCAGCUGGGUCAGUGGGAGCAGAUUCUUCGUGACGCACUGAGGGCGACUGACGCCACAGUUGCGCAUGAGCUUGCGAGGUUUAUUGGAGGCAAGCUGGGCUCCUUUUAG
Aspergillus clavatus NRRL 1 is the source of this 1374-nucleotide messenger RNA. Its product is annotated as putative lipoate--protein ligase. Gene Ontology annotation, molecular function: lipoyltransferase activity. The coding region runs from base 1 to 1374 and encodes 457 amino acids. Gene Ontology annotation, cellular component: mitochondrion; cytoplasm. The record is from RefSeq and is a predicted model, not a curated record. Gene Ontology annotation, biological process: protein lipoylation. Lineage: Eukaryota; Fungi; Ascomycota; Eurotiomycetes; Eurotiales; Aspergillaceae. The transcript is spliced from 3 exons.